Molecule: messenger RNA, 1344 nt
Organism: Copidosoma floridanum
Lineage: Eukaryota; Metazoa; Arthropoda; Insecta; Hymenoptera; Encyrtidae
Product: STE20-related kinase adapter protein alpha
Biological process (GO): protein export from nucleus; activation of protein kinase activity; protein phosphorylation
Cellular component (GO): serine/threonine protein kinase complex
Molecular function (GO): protein serine/threonine kinase activator activity; ATP binding; protein kinase activity
Source: RefSeq, a predicted model, not a curated record
AAUAAAAAAUCGCUUUGUGAGUGAUUGACGUGAUUAUUUAAACGGUUUCCAAUUAAAAAAUAAUUUAAAGAAGAACAAAAAAAGUUUUAAAGCUGUGAAAUCAGUACAAUGUAUAAUGGCUGAAUAUUGCUAGUUGAGGAAAAAGUUACUAGGAGUAUUUUAGCAAAAUGCAUGGCGAAGUAUUAGUUCUGAAUUAUUACAACCGUCAUUCUGAUUAUUUAGUUAAAAGCUAGAUGUUAUUGUCAAAAUGUAUGAUAUUAAUUUAAACAAUUACAGCAGUGGCAUGGCAAUAGGUGUACCUAGUAGUGGAUCCGGCAAUAUAAAUUUGGUUUUGCAUAAGACAACCAAUACAUUUGUUGUAAUAAAAAAGUACUUUAUUGAUGACAAAGAGCCCGAAGACUUCAAUCUUGUUGAGCAAGAGAUAGUAACUACUAGACAAUUGCAACAUCCAAAUGUGCUUCCUUACCUCAGUGCUUUUGUAUCUGGUCAUGAUGUUUACGUUACAUCCCCUCUCAUGAGCUAUGGCUCGUGCAGUGAUUUAAUCAGGGAACACUUUCAAGAAGGUUUUCCAGAGAUUGCUGUUGCAUUUAUUAUUAAGGAUGUUUUGCAUGGUCUUGAUUAUAUCCAUAAGAAAGGGAUCAUACACAGAGCCCUGAAGGCGAGUCAUAUUCUAAUUUCCGAGCAUGGACAAGUUUGCAUAUGUGGUAUGAGGUAUUCAUGUAAAGUAAUGAAAAGUGGCAAGUGGCAACGAACUCUUUAUGCUUUUCCUAAAUCAAGUACCAACAAUCUCAAGUGGCUUAGUCCUGAAAUAUUGCAACAGGAUCUUCGUGGCUACAAUGAAAAAUCAGAUAUUUACAGUCUUGGAAUCACCAUUUGUGAGUUGGCCAAUGGUACUAUACCUUUUGCUGGGUUACCAGACACUUUGAUGUUGACUGAAAAAGUUAGACGCUGCAUUCCUCAGAUUAUGGAUAGGUCUACAUUUCCAGUGGAUGUCAUGGAUAUUGAACAAUCUGGAGGAGAGGCAAGCAACGAAAAUUCAUUGAAAAAGGCUGAAAUAAUGUCUACUCGCAAGUUUUCCGAAUCGUUUCAUGAGUUAGCUGAAUUCUGCCUCCAGUGUGACCCAAGUGACAGACCCAGUAUUGCGCGACUGCUGGCACAUUCAUUUUUUAAACAGUGCAGAAAAAGUGAUACUACAUUACUUGAUAUUUUGAAGCCAAUAAAACCGCUACAUCAACGUUUUGUAGAAAAUUUCGAAGAUCAAGCUGCAGCAUUAUCCACGGAGUUUGUUAAUUUAGAGCUGGAAAGCUGUCAGUGGGACUUUGAAAACACUUGAAAAUGUAUUAU